Rangifer tarandus platyrhynchus (Svalbard reindeer) is the source of this 387-nucleotide messenger RNA. The record is from the annotation of a GenBank genome assembly. Lineage: Eukaryota; Metazoa; Chordata; Mammalia; Artiodactyla; Cervidae.
AUGAAAGCUUUAGAUGAGCAAAACCUACCUGAUGUGAAUAACGCAAAGUCAAGUGGACGAGAUGAUUUGAUCACAGCCAUCAAGUUUCGACACUGUUCUUUGCGAAGAAGUCAGCGCUGCGCUGGAGCUGCCUGUGGACUGGUUCAAUGGUUACAAAAUGUCCCUUGCUACCUACAUGAGGUCAUUGGCAGGAGACCAAGGUUUGGACAUCACACAGGAUGUGAAACCUCCAAAAAGCCUGUAUAUAGAAUUGAUGCUGAAUUUGCAUCUGAUACCUUUAGAGUGUCUCCUCGAGGAUCUGCAGAUGGGUCAAAUGUGUAUGAUGACCAAAUUUUGAAAACAAAAGCACAGUAUAAACAGAUUUUGAAGGAAAAAUAUAUGAUUUAG